Cyclocybe aegerita is the source of this 1848-nucleotide messenger RNA. The record is from the annotation of a GenBank genome assembly. Lineage: Eukaryota; Fungi; Basidiomycota; Agaricomycetes; Agaricales; Hemipholiotaceae.
AUGUUUUCCCCUUCUCCGACGAUUGUGUCCCGGCGAGACAUAUCUUCACCCACCCACACUUUCUUUCCCGUUCUUCUGCCCCGCACAACCGAAGCCCCGGCCGCAUCAACCAGCUGCCCUCCAAACACGCUCGUUGUACAACUUGCCACGACCUUGGUCAUACCCGAUUACACUCUUUACUAUUCCCCAACCCCAAUCGAAUCCUUCCGCCCGACCUACGCCGCCCUCAAUGACGGCUCGCUUCUCGCCCCGCCAUUUUACGAGGAUCUCACAAAUGCCAAUCUCGGCCUGCUUAUGACCGGUGCACUUGCCGUCGUUUUUCUGAGGAACAUCAUUGUCUCAGGCGAUUACCUACGUCGAGGAAAAGUCAAGAAGAAAAACCUCUUCUACAUUUUAUUCCUCAGCCAGUUGCUCGCUCCGGUCGCGUUCGUGCCCAUCAUCUUGUCGUAUUUCACUCAGCGAAUAAGCUGCAUGGUUGUCAUCGUUUUGGCAUGUCUGACGGGAACAGUUUCGCUCGGCCUGUUGAUAACGGUCAUCCUGGGUGUCAAGGUUUACAAGUGUCUAAACCAUCCACGAUUUGUCCCAAUCGUAUUGGGUCUCUUUCAAGCGGCAUCUUCGACGGUGGUCGUAUUCGACGUAGUUGAAACAAAGGCCGUUCGGAGAUUGACAGGUAGUUGUAUUCGCACCGACGAUUUGCGAUUCACCCGCAUUUAUGUUGCUAUCCAAUUUCUUGAAUCCCUCUUCAUAUGUUGCUGCUUCGUCUAUGUUUCUUGGAGAUCUCGGGGUUCCCCAGUCGCUCGAGGUCGAAUCUCCAUCCAGCUUUCUAUGGACGACCUUCCUAUUGCAUUCCCGGAAGACUCUGUUGACAAGCGGCAACCAACACGAAGAGGCUGGUGGGACUACGUGCCAGACAGCCACCCCCGCGAGGAUAACGCAACAGAGGCGGAUUCAAGACCCAGCGUGGCCCGACGAUUUUUAUCGAAGUUCGAGACUGAUCGUCCUCGAUCGAAAGACAACAGGUCGAAACUGCGUCGCGCUAACUUUUCCGAAAAGUCUGAGCAAAACGCAGAAGAUCCGUCCUCCCGGUUUUCUAUAGCGUCGGCGUCAGCAAAUAGAUUCAGUCGGAUGUUUCCUCGAAUGGAACUCUUCCAGAAAGUCAUGAAGGAUGAGCUGCUAUACACUACGUUCAUCACAUCAAGCUGCGUGAUUGCAGCAGUACUCUCCGUGAUUGGGGUCAACUUCAAAAACGGUCUGAGUGUAUCGGGCUGGAUCACAUUGAAUUGGGCUAUUAUCUCCUUACUCACCAUCCACAGCUUCGGACGAGUUGUUCACAGGCAUGAGCGCGAUGCGCUCCUCCAACAUCCGGCUACCUGUACCGCCAUCAUGCGAGCAGCAAACGACAUCGCCAAACGAGACGAGCGACAAACAGAGAAGGUCUUUUUGCCAGCGUUCCCUACGCCGAAGACUUUACGAAUUGCUACUAGCCGCAGUACGGUCGAUGAUCCAGAUGAUCCAUUCGCAGAUACACAACCUUUGGACCAGAAGAACCCCUUCGUCUCAGCCCCCGACGAACAGGGACCCGCUCCAGUGGCAUCCACUUCACGUCUGCCAGCGUCUCCGCCGAACUACGGCCCACGUCUUCGUGAACUAUAUCGUUCACCUAGCAACUUGCCUUCCCAAGACCAAGACUUCCCAACGUCGAACUUGGGGACUCCAGUUGUGCCCUUGGAUGGUUUAAACACCGCACAGCAACGAGGGUUUUCCCGAAGUUGGCUAUUUUCAACACAUUCAGGACUGAGUUAUGUUUCAAGUCCUCGGAGCAGCUAUCAGGGAGGUGGGGUGACAUAG